AUGAGUCAAGAAGAGAUUUUGAAGGUUCAGAAAUUUGUUCUGAAGGUGAACAUUCACUGUAACGGAUGCCAGAAGGAUGUGAGGAAAAUCUUGUACAAGAUUGAUGGGGUUUACACAAUUGACAUAGAUGCUGAGCAACGGAAGGUUACCGUUUCAGGGAAUUUUGACCCCAACAUUCUCAUCAAGAAGCUUCGCAAAGCAGGGAAAUUUGCAGAGCUUUUGGAUGCUCAUGUUGCAAAUGAUAACAACAACAACAACAUUGACAACGAUAACGACAACAACAACAACAACAAC
Messenger RNA from Lotus japonicus, 294 nucleotides. RefSeq names its product heavy metal-associated isoprenylated plant protein 32-like. The record is from RefSeq and is a predicted model, not a curated record. NCBI's taxonomy places the organism in Eukaryota, Viridiplantae, Streptophyta, Magnoliopsida, Fabales, Fabaceae. The transcript is spliced from 3 exons. Gene Ontology annotation, molecular function: metal ion binding. The annotation marks the transcript as partial.